Molecule: messenger RNA, 1088 nt
Organism: Triticum dicoccoides
Lineage: Eukaryota; Viridiplantae; Streptophyta; Magnoliopsida; Poales; Poaceae
Product: 60S ribosomal protein L7a-2
Exons: 7
Coding region: 137-913 (258 amino acids)
Biological process (GO): ribosome biogenesis
Cellular component (GO): ribonucleoprotein complex
Molecular function (GO): RNA binding
Source: RefSeq, a predicted model, not a curated record
CAUCCAACGCUCCGUAAGCUUCCUUCUUAUCGAACUAGCCCUUAUAAAGGCGCCGCCUGGCUUCCGAACCGCGUCUCCCCCGCCUCCGUCUGCCCCCUCGCCGUCGCUCCGCUGACCUCAACCAGCCGCCGGCGAAAUGGCCCCUAAGCGAGGCGGCAAGGCGCCGGUCCCGGCGAAGAAGAAAACGGAUAAGGUGACCAACCCGCUGUUCGAGAAGAGGCCGAAGCAAUUCGGUAUCGGCGGCGCCCUCCCGCCCAAGAAGGACCUACACCGCUUCGUUAAGUGGCCCAAGGUUGUGCGAAUCCAGCGCCAGCGCCGCAUCCUCAAGCAGCGCCUCAAGGUGCCCCCGGCACUCCACCAGUUCACCCGCACCCUCGACAAGAACCUUGCAACAAACUUGUUCAAGAUGCUUCUUAAGUACCGGCCUGAAGACAAAGCUGCCAAGAAGGAGAGGCUUCUAAAGAGGGCCCAGGCUGAAGCUGAAGGGAAGACUGUUGAGGCCAAGAAGCCAAUAGUUGUUAAGUAUGGCCUUAACCAUGUUACCUACCUAAUCGAGCAGAGUAAAGCCCAGCUGGUUGUCAUAGCUCAUGAUGUUGAUCCGAUUGAGCUGGUUGUGUGGCUCCCUGCUCUUUGCAGGAAAAUGGAGGUCCCUUACUGCAUUGUCAAGGGAAAAUCUCGCCUUGGAUCGAUUGUUCACAAGAAGACUGCCUCUGUUCUGUGCCUGACCACAGUGAAGAAUGAGGAUAAGCUUGAGUUCAGCAAGAUCCUUGAGGCUAUUAAGGCGAACUUCAACGACAAAUUUGAUGAGGUUAGGAAGAAGUGGGGUGGUGGUGUCAUGGGCUCCAAGUCGCAAGCGAAGACCAAGGCCAGGGAAAGGCUUAUCGCAAAGGAGGCUGCGCAGCGGAUGAACUAAGUUUAGCAUUGUUAAACCAUAUCUAUUGCUCAUCCUUGAGUAGUGUGCAAGCAUACUGUGGCUGUUUGGCUUCAGUUUUGAAAGUCAUUUUUGUUUGUCCGAGACAUCUUGGAAAGAACAGUGUAAGAAGGAAGUAUUUUUGUUUAAUGCCAGUUAGUAUCCAUGAUCAAGCUCA